AUGGAGAACAGAGAAGACUUGAAGUCAAUUCUUCCAUUUUUACCCUUUUCACUCCGAUCAUCUUCACUUUUUUGGCCGGCGCCGGUAACUGAAGCACUUACCGAUAUCUCGAAAGGUCCUAAUCACAGCAAAAUUGACUCCGGCGAAGGCCUAUUCAUCGCCAUUUCCGAUAUUCGAAACUCUCUCUCGUUCCACAGUUUUUCAAUUGAUACUUCUGCUUCUCAAGGUUUUGCUCUGUUCUUCGAUGAUUUGCUUCCUAGGGAUGAAGCUGCAAAAUGGUUCGAAGAAGUGGUACCACAAUUGGCUAAGUUGCUUUUGAGAUUGCCUUUAUUGCUAGAAACUCAUUAUGAGAAUGCUGAUGAUGGAGUUUUGAAAGGAGUUAAAACCGGUCUUCGCUUGUUGGAAUCACAAGAGCCUGGCAUUGUCUUCCUUAGUCAGGAACUAAUUGGUGCUCUUCUUGCAUGCGCGUUGUUUUGUCUAUUUCCUACCAGUCAUAGAGGUGCCAAACACCUUCCAAUGAUCAACUUUGAUCACUUAUUUGCGUGUCUACAUGAUCAUUAUGAAGAAGCAUUCGAUAAUAAAUUGAAGUGCAUUGUUCACUAUUUUGGGAGGAUAUGUUCAUCUAUGCCAGCAGGCUAUGUGUCUUUCGAGCGAAAAGUUCUUUCUUUACAAUUUAGUCCAUCUUGUAUUCCUUAUCCAAAGGAAAAAUUAUGGAGCCAAUCCAAUAUUUCCCUUUGUCAUUAUGAGAUUUCUGUUUCAGGAUUAAUUGAAGAUCAAUCACGUGAAGCUAUUGAAGUUGAUUUUGCUAACAUGUAUUUAGGAGGUGGUGCUCUCGUUAGGGGCUGUGUGCAGGAAGAAAUUCGAUUUAUGAUCAAUCCAGAGUUAAUCGCUGGCAUGCUUUUCCUGCCGUGCAUGGCAGACAAUGAAGCUAUAGAAAUUGUUGGUACAGAAAGGUUUUCAAGUUAUACCGGGUAUGCCUCUUCAUUCCGGUUUAAUGGUGACUAUGUCGACAAAAAGGACAUUGAUGUUCUUGGAAGGCGUAAGACUAGGAUAGUUGCAAUAGAUGCACUGUGCUGCCCGGGAAACAACCAGUACCGACUUGAAGGCCUUCUAAGGGAGAUUAAUAAAGCGUUUUGUGGCUUCAUGGAUCAAUGCAAAUGUCAUCAGUAUCAACAGCUCUUCAAAGAUGAUCAAACUGUUAACUCCACCGGUGGGAGGUCCAUUGUUAAUCUUCUGUCACUUGGUCAUACUUCAACUUCAUCUCAAGCAACCGAGGGAGCAUCGGGGAAUCAUUUAGCCAGAAAUCACAAGGGGCACCGUUGUCCACCUUUAGACAGUCAGCAGGAAAUUGGUGUUGUGACUGGAAAUUGGGGUUGUGGUGCUUUUGGAGGAGAUCCUCAACUUAAAGCAAUGCUUCAAUGGAUUGCUGCAUCUCAGGUUGUUCAUUCUCCUUGGACAUUUUCCUGCAUUUGUAUGCGGGAAGUAUUGGCUCAUGCGAGAAGGCACAGAGCACUCGCUUUUCACCUAUUAGGGGAUAAUGUACUUGGCAAUGAGACCUUUCAUCUUGUAUUAUACAUUUGGACUGGAAGCAUUGCAGAUGCUGGAGCAGGUGAUUCAAUGGAUUGUUUCACAUAAGUGGACUGCAGGGGAGCUUUGGAAUGUGUUGGUGGAAUACUCUUCUCAGAGAUUGAGGGAAGAAACUAGAGUAGGCUUCUUCAAUUGGCUCCUUCCAUCAUUGUCUUCUCAUGAUGACAUGCUCAACGAUUCCUAUGAUGAUCGGACAUGUUCAUGCUGUUAAGCUUAAUAAUGUUGCUCGAUCCAUGUAUACGCCAUUCCAUUGUACUGUAUUAUAAGGUAAGAUGUGUCGUCAUGGUUCUAUCUUUAUGUUGACUGUCAACCUACUGCAUUCGAACUUGAGACCAACCAUGUGAACCUCACAUAGGAGGAGUUGUUGGUUAUAUGAAGUUCUAGUUGUUAUUAUCACACUUGUAUACUAGUCAAGUUAGAUACUUGUAUAUUGUAAUAUUGUGGUAUAAUUGAUUGAUUGGUAUUUUAACUGGGUGAAAGGUUUGAAAGGAAGAAAA
Messenger RNA from Solanum lycopersicum (tomato), 2084 nucleotides. RefSeq names its product poly(ADP-ribose) glycohydrolase 1-like. NCBI's taxonomy places the organism in Eukaryota, Viridiplantae, Streptophyta, Magnoliopsida, Solanales, Solanaceae. Gene Ontology annotation, molecular function: poly(ADP-ribose) glycohydrolase activity. The record is from RefSeq and is a predicted model, not a curated record. Gene Ontology annotation, biological process: ATP generation from poly-ADP-D-ribose; regulation of DNA repair; carbohydrate metabolic process. Gene Ontology annotation, cellular component: cytoplasm; nucleus.